UCUUUCCUGUAGCCGAGAACGGAAGCGGAAAUUCGGCCAUCUCCUCGUACAUUCAAGCUACUACAGGAUUUCAUCUCCCUAUGUCUUUGGUUCUGGGACCCAAUGUUGCCACGGAAGAAGCAGACACACAAAGACAUAGCACUCCAUAAAUGAGUGGUGCACAAGAUAGCGACACCGACAGAUACCAAGAGGAGAGAGCCUUAUUCUGCAUCAUUCUUGUGUAACAGAUUGCAACAGAACUUGACUGUCAGACGGUUGCCAUGUCGACCUCUUCGCUACGGCGACAAGUAAAGAACAUCGUUCACAACUAUUCAGAGGCAGAAAUCAAGGUUAGAGAGGCUACGUCAAAUGACCCAUGGGGCCCCAGCAGCUCUCUGAUGUCAGAGAUUGCUGAUCUGACCUACAAUGUUGUGGCCUUCUCUGAAAUCAUGAGCAUGGUGUGGAAGCGCCUCAAUGACCAUGGCAAGAACUGGAGACAUGUGUACAAGGCUAUGACCCUUAUGGAGUACCUAAUUAAAACAGGCUCAGAACGUGUUGCUCAGCAGUGUCGAGAAAAUAUAUACGCAGUCCAGACCCUCAAGGAUUUCCAGUACAUUGACAGGGACGGCAAGGACCAGGGGGUGAAUGUGCGAGAGAAAGCCAAACAGCUGGUGACACUGCUGAAAGAUGAAGAGAGACUACGAGAAGAGAGAAUCCAUGCCCUCAAAACCAAAGAGAAGAUGGCACAGACCUCCAGUGCCUCCUCAGCACCCUCAGCGCCCAGUCUGGGGGGCAGCCUCUCUUUGGGCUCCCAUUCUGGAGGCGCAGACCCUGAGCAGGCCUGGCCACAGAGCUCUGGAGAAGAAGACCUGCAGCUCCAGCUGGCUUUAGCAAUGAGUAAAGAAGAGGCAGAGCAGACUAGCACCGAUCCUUUGGAGGACGCAGAGCUCCGCUAUGCAAUCACACUCAGCAAAGAGAUGCAACAAAAGGAGGAGCGACUGCGCAGAGGUGAUGAUCUGCGACUGCAGAUGGCCAUUGAAGAAAGUAAGAGGGAGAAGGCUAAGCCCGAGGAGGGUGCUCUGAUGGAGCUGAGUGCCGUGGACCCCUGGGGGGGCCCUACUGCUUCCACUGCCUCUGUGGACUCUGCUGGACCCUCCCCUCCACCCACAGUCAAUGCGCCCUCUUCCUCAGGCCCAUGGGGCACAGGCUCUACAACAGACCCAUGGGGAGUUGCAUCUCCCACAUCUCCUACGAGCUCUGACCCAUGGGGAGGGGGAGCCCCGCCCACUAUAGCCCCUCCACCUGACCCCUGGGGAGAGACGUCCAACAGAGUUAACAAUGUCGACCCAUGGGGAAGUUCAGCUGUGACUCCCCCCAGUGCUGACCCCUGGGGCCCCCCAGUGCCACCCAGCACUUCCUCCUCCGGGGGUCCAGUAGACCCUUGGGCAAGGGACGGGCCUGUCCCUGCCUCUGACCCUAUCACCUCUGACAUCUGGAGUGGCACCGCCAAACACACUAACGGCACAGGAGAUCCAGAACGACGAGGGUCCUCAGCAGCUGCCUGUGACAGCACAGGCUCCCCAGUGCCCUUCGACCUUUCGUCUCUGGGUACUUCGCUUCCUGUUCGGAAGACUCCAGAGUCCUUUCUUGGUCCCAAUGCAGCGCUUGUGGAUCUUGAUUCUCUGGUGUCAUCUAAACCCAAACCCAAACAGCCACCGCCUCCUUCCAUCUCCUCCUCUUCAGCACAUAACCCCUUUCUCCCGAACACAGGCUCAUCUCCUGCUCCUGGCAUGGCAGUCACUCCAGGCAGUACCAUUUCCAGUAGGGGGGUUUCUCCAACACCUGCUUCCUCCAACCCUUUUGGUGUGGCCCCACCCAUGACCUCCAUCUCACCUCAGCCCUCAACAAUCGGCCUGAGCGGCCUUCGUACCAGCCCUGUGCCUCCCAAUCCCAUGCUGGGCUUGGUGCAGCCAGGAAUGGGCAUGGGGCCCAUGAGCGUGGCCAUGGGAGCUCCAGGAAUGAGCCUGGGUAUGAUGCAGGCCAGCCCCAUGGGCAUGCCCUACAGUGGGCUCUCACCUAUGGCACCCCCGGGUUCUGCUCUUUUGGGUCCUGGAGGAGUGGCGCCUCCUCAGCUGAUUUUGGGUGGGUCCACUGGAACAGGUGGAGUGAUGGGGGCAGGAGGAUCAGUGGGAGGCGGAGGAACGACGGGAGCAAGCACCAAUCCUUUUCUUCUUUGAGGAAGUGUCACCACUACUUCUUUCACCUGUUUCGACCUCUUCUGUCGUACCUGCUGUCCCCUUCAUUCAUCCCCCUUCAACAUAAUUUGUGUCCAAAAGAAAAUGUCUACAUCUCUAUAUUUAAAGAAAAAUAUUUCAAACAUGUUAUUUUUUUUUCCCAAAAGCAUUACAUUUCUGUUCCAAAUAAUUUCUCACAAUAUGUUCCUUUCAUUUCAAUGAGUUAUUUUUACAUUUCAAAAUGGGUUAUUUUUUCAUUUCAAUAAUGGUUAUUUUUUCAUUUCAAUAUGGGUUAUUUUUCAGCGGGAAAAAAGCUUCUAUUUAUUUUGUUUUAAUCUGUUUCCGUACCGUUUUUUUUUUUUGUUUGUUUUUUUUCAGUCCAGAUGAAGGUAUGGCUGUGAGAGCAGGAGUUUUCAGUAGAUUCACUCUACUAUCCUGUAAAAUUACUGCACUGGGAGAAAGUGAUACAGAGGGAGAGAGGACAUAGCCACUAACAAACUGAACAGAAAAAACUGUUGCACUUACCUCUUCCUCUUUUCUCCCUCUAGAAGGAAAACACUGAAUCGCUUAAGUGUAAUAAGUGCAGAAAGGAUGAUUAUUGAAGGACUGGAAACAUAAACAUUUCAGGCACAACUUGGUCUAACUUUCAACUUCUUCAUUUUUAAUUUAAUUUAAUGUUACGUAUAAUUUAUUUUUUUUCCAGUUUGGGGAACAAAUGAACAAGGAAAAUCAAACACGAUGAUGCCAUUUAAAUCAAAUGCUUAUUUUUUCGUCCUGAUUAUUGUAGAAAAGUAAAGAGCCCUGACAUCUGUGGUCUGAUGGAGAAAAUGACAGGAUGUUUGUUGAAUGUGUGUGAAAAGGUGAGUGAAUGAGAACAUGAAUGGUCAUUUGGUGAGUGUGCAAGUAUGCAAAAGUGCAAACACCUGUUUCUGUGUAUAUGUAUCAAUAUCUGUCUCCAUUUUUCUUGUGUCUGAUCUUAUUUCAGUGACGGAAAGGAAGAAAAAUAGCAUUCAUUAUUUUUUGUUUUUAAAAUUUGUCACUUGUAUUGAUACAUAAUGAUGAGAUUUAUAAUGAGGUAUUAUAAGGGUCACAUGUCUCUGCCAAUCUUAUUUCACUUUUUUUUUUGUUAAUCAGAAGCAUUAGUUUUCAUUUUCAAUCACAUAUUUCAUAUGGGAUCCCUGGUGUACAGGUCUCUUGGAGCACCACUGUCCCUGUUUUUCGUCUCUCUUUCCUUUGGAGAGGGAGAGCUAAAGAUGCUUCUCUAAAAGAAAAAAGACAAUUAUUCAAUGAAAGAAAAAGAAACGGGGACUUGACAUGCUUCAUGCUAUUCUUUUAAUUUAGUUUGAUGAAUUUAUUGUUAUUUUAUAUCAACAAGAAAAUAUCUCUUUUAUUGAGUAAGGUUGAAUUUUGUGUGGUGUUGACUGUGAACAUUCACAUUUGAAAAGUAAAAUGGAAAAAAAAUCAAAAGAAAUUUAUCAAAUAAAAGAAAACACAGGA
Sphaeramia orbicularis (orbiculate cardinalfish) is the source of this 3710-nucleotide messenger RNA. It is a transcript of the gene epn1a, whose product is annotated as epsin 1a. Gene Ontology annotation, cellular component: plasma membrane; clathrin vesicle coat; endosome. The record is from RefSeq and is a predicted model, not a curated record. Gene Ontology annotation, molecular function: clathrin binding; phospholipid binding. The transcript has 13 exons. Lineage: Eukaryota; Metazoa; Chordata; Actinopteri; Kurtiformes; Apogonidae. Bases 261 to 2216 code for a protein of 651 amino acids. Gene Ontology annotation, biological process: endocytosis.